This is a messenger RNA of Manis pentadactyla (Chinese pangolin), 1844 nucleotides long. RefSeq names its product sirtuin 2 (gene SIRT2). The record is from RefSeq and is a predicted model, not a curated record. Bases 91 to 1260 code for a protein of 389 amino acids. Gene Ontology annotation, molecular function: NAD+ binding; histone deacetylase activity, NAD-dependent. The transcript is spliced from 16 exons. NCBI's taxonomy places the organism in Eukaryota, Metazoa, Chordata, Mammalia, Pholidota, Manidae.
UUCUCUGCCGUAUCUCUGCCCCUCCUGUUUCCGGUGCCAUCACGGGACAGAGCAGUCGGUGACAGUACCGAGGGCUCCCGCCCCGCGCUGAUGGCCGAACCGGACCCCUCUGACCCUCUGGAGACCGAGGCAGGGAAGGUGCAGGAGGCUCAGGACACAGAUUCAGACACUGAGGGAGAAGCUGCUGGUGGAGAAGCAGAAAUGGACUUCCUGCGGAAUUUCUUCUCCCAGACACUGGGCCUGGGCGCACAAAAGGAGCGUCUGCUGGAUGACCUAACCCUGGAAGGGGUGACCCGCUACAUGCAGAGUGAGCGCUGCCGCAGGGUCAUCUGUUUGGUGGGGGCUGGAAUCUCCACAUCCGCCGGCAUCCCCGACUUCCGCUCCCCAUCCACGGGCCUCUACGCCAACCUGGAGAAGUACCAUCUUCCCUACCCAGAGGCCAUCUUUGAGAUCGGCUACUUCAAGAAACAUCCAGAGCCCUUCUUUGCCCUUGCCAAGGAACUCUAUCCUGGGCAGUUCAAGCCGACCGUGUGCCACUACUUCAUCCGCCUGCUGAAGGAGAAAGGGCUGCUCCUGCGCUGCUACACACAGAACAUAGACACCCUGGAGCGAGUGGCGGGACUGGAGCCCGAGGACCUGGUGGAGGCCCACGGCACCUUCUACACAUCACACUGCAUCAACUCUGGCUGCCGGCGGGAGUACACGCUAAGCUGGAUGAAAGAGAAGAUCUUCUCCGAGGUGACUCCCAAGUGUGAGAAAUGUCAGAGUGUGGUGAAGCCUGACAUUGUAUUCUUCGGCGAGAACCUCCCAGCGCGGUUCUUCUCCUGCAUGCAGUCAGACUUCCUGAAGGCGGACCUCCUCAUCAUCAUGGGCACCUCCCUGCAGGUGCAGCCCUUCGCAUCCCUCAUCAGCAAGGCACCCCUCUCUACCCCACGCCUGCUCAUCAACAAGGAGAAGACUGGCCAGACUGACCCUUUCCUGGGAAUGAUGAUGGGCCUUGGAGGAGGCAUGGAUUUCAACUCCAAGAAGGCCUACAGGGACGUGGCCUGGCUGGGUGACUGCGACCAGGGCUGCCUGGCCCUUGCCGACCUCCUUGGAUGGAAGAAGGAGCUGGAGGACCUUGUCCAGAAGGAGCAUGCCCGCAUAGACGCCCAAUCAGGGUCGGGGAGCCCCAACCCCAGCACUUCAGCUUCCCCCAGGAAGUCUCCACCUCCUGCCCAGGAGGAGGCCAGGACCAGGGACGGAGAGAAACCCCAGUGACAGCUGCGGCUCCUAGGCUCCCCACUCCUCGGGGACAGCUGAGCCCCAACCAGCACUGGCCCCCUCUAACUUGCAGCUCUUGUCUGGGGAGCUCAGAAUGUGUCUCCAGCCUCUUACCCGCUCCUUCCCCAAAGUGGGGCCCCAGCACUCAAGCCCCCACCAACCUGGUAAAUCUUUAACAUCUCCUAGGGGCUGGGGCUGGGGCUGGGGCAAUCUGCCUCUAAGCACUCACUGUCUCUAACCACCCACAGGGGCCAGGAUCAAGCUUCCCUAAUCUCUAACUGCUCCCCAGGUCAGAAAUACCUCCAAACUUUUAACCCAGGACAGGCACCCCAGGCUCCCCACCCUCUCUAGGGCCUGUGGCCAGCAGACGAAGACUAACCUCCCCUGCGUGGGGACGUGGGCCCUCCAAGCCUAACUCUCGCUCGCUGCGGGUGCCGAGCCUAAAGGCCUGCCAGGUCUCUGCCUCCAACUCCCACACUGGGUGCUGGGCCCCCUUCCUGUGGAACCCACUUUCCAUGAGGAGAUGGGCAGAUGAUGUUAUUUAUUGGACACAAAUUAAAAACAAAAAGCACUAACAAUCA